Molecule: messenger RNA, 936 nt
Organism: Sugiyamaella lignohabitans
Lineage: Eukaryota; Fungi; Ascomycota; Dipodascomycetes; Dipodascales; Trichomonascaceae
Gene: ATG7
Product: Atg7p
Exons: 1
Coding region: 1-936 (311 amino acids)
Biological process (GO): C-terminal protein lipidation; piecemeal microautophagy of the nucleus; autophagosome assembly
Cellular component (GO): phagophore assembly site; cytoplasm
Molecular function (GO): Atg8 activating enzyme activity; Atg12 activating enzyme activity
Source: RefSeq, a predicted model, not a curated record
AUGGUGGGGUUUGCUGAUCCAAGUACAAUUCCCAAUGUGCCAGGCUGGCCGCUAAGAAACUUUCUGGUUUUAUUAUCAAUUGCAUUCAGUAUAUCCAAGAUAUCGAUUCUGGCGUAUCGAGAUAAUUCCGCCAUAAAAACCAGUAUCCCCAAGAGUUUCUGGAUCAAUGGAAAAUCUAUCAGUCUAGUUAGAGAUAUUGACGUGGGUGAUGGUAGUAUUUCAUUAGCCAAAGUAACAGGCUGGGAGAGAAACAGUUCCAACAAGUUAGCACCUAAACUAUCAGAUUUAGGGUCUCUGAUUGAUCCUAAUCAACUUGCAGACCAGGCCGUAGAUCUUAAUUUGAAGUUAAUGAAAUGGCGGGUGGCUCCAUCGCUGAAUUUGGAAGUCAUUAAACAUAACUCUUGCUUACUUCUCGGUGCUGGCACUUUGGGAAGUUACAUAUCUCGAGCAUUGCUAGGGUGGGGUGUUCGUAAAAUCACAUUUGUAGAUAGUGGACGAGUGUCGUUUUCGAACCCAGUUCGCCAGCCGUUAUUCAACUUUCAAGACUGCCUAAAUGGUGGUGCACCCAAAGCUGCAAGAGCGGCUCAAGCUCUGAAAGAAGUAUACCCAUCAGUGGAUUCGGCAGGCUAUCAGAUCGAGAUACCUAUGGCAGGUCAUCCUAUUACCAAUGAAGAGCGUCAGAAGAGUGACUACGAUCAAUUAAUCAAACUUAUCGACGAGCAUGAUACUAUCUUCUUGCUGAUGGAUAGCCGAGAGAGCCGUUGGUUGCCAACAGUAAUCGCCUCGGCCACAAACAAACUUGUUAUCAAUGUAGCACUUGGAUUCGACAGUUAUGUUGUCAUGCGCCAUGGUGUUUCUCCUUCAGAACACCCACACUCUCCACACAUUGGAUGCUACUUCUGUAAUGACGUUGUCACCCCGGUAGAUGUGAGUUAA